This is a messenger RNA of Ruditapes philippinarum (Manila clam), 1493 nucleotides long. Its product is annotated as G patch domain-containing protein 4-like. Gene Ontology annotation, cellular component: nucleolus. Lineage: Eukaryota; Metazoa; Mollusca; Bivalvia; Venerida; Veneridae. The record is from RefSeq and is a predicted model, not a curated record. The coding region runs from base 115 to 1125 and encodes 336 amino acids. Gene Ontology annotation, biological process: regulation of ribosome biogenesis. The transcript has 7 exons. Gene Ontology annotation, molecular function: nucleic acid binding.
AAUGGGAAAUUGACAAAGAGAUUGCAGCGAUAUUUGCUUGUGAAAUGAUUUAGAGUUUACCCAACAACAACAACAACAACAACAAGGCGAACGUGCUAUCUAUUAAUUUUCAAGAUGGAUUUCGCUAGAAAACAUUUAUCAAAGCAUGGGUGGACUGACGGUCAAGGCCUAGGUAAAGAUGAAGAGGGCAUCACUGAGGCAAUUAAAGUAAAAAUUAAGCAGGACAAGAAAGGUGUUGGACACAAUCCAGGUGAAGAGUUUUCAUUUCAUUGGUGGGAUCACGUCUUCAACAAGGCUGCCAGUAAAAUAGAAGUCAGUAGAACAGAGGAUGGUGUACAGAUAAAGAACAGUGGUGACACAAAAGUAUCAAAGACUAAAAAUUCUAAAACAUAUGACAAUAAGGCCAUGCUGUACGGCCAGUUUGUAAAGGGUUCAACAUUAUCAAAUGGUUUAGAGACAAGGGAAGCAACUCUUGAGGAGAGUAGUGAUGAAGAGCCAGGGGAGGAAACCCAAUGUCUCAUGCCAGACCAGGCAGAAGUUGUUUUUAAAAUGUGUGGGGGCAGAACUGCUCACAAGGGUGCAAGACAUGGAUUAAAGGCAAAUGGGAAAUUGUUGAGGAUUCAGGAGCAAGAAAAACUAUUAUUAGAACAGUACAAUUCAAAAUCAGCCAAUCAGAAAGAUCGUGACAUGUCAUGUGAUCAUGUAAAUGGACAAGUGAAUGACAGUAAUGAAAUGAAUGAGAACAAAGUUGAAAAUGAAACCUUGAAGAAAAGUAAGAAAAAGAAAAGAAAGCAUCAGGAUAAUGAUGUAAAUACAGAUGCAAUAAAUGAUGGUACUGUAGAUGAAAUAGAAAACGAAAGUAAAAUUAUAGAAUCUAAAAGCACUGAAGACUGUAGUAAGCCAAAGAAAAAGAAAAAAAGUAAGAAAAGUAAAAAGCGGACGGACAUGGAGAAUGUUGAGAUACAAGAUGAUGUUAUAGAUGGUAAUAAUGAUGACAUACCUGAUUCAGGUGUAGGUGAUGAUAUAGAUAGUAAAGCUGUGGAAAAUGACUUGGCAGAUAAUAAUGAUGGUAGAUCUAUUAAGAAAUUAAAGAAAAAGAAGAAGAAAAAACAAAGAGAUAUAUGAUUGAAUAGAAAACAGGAAUGAGAAUAGCAAAAUUUUUAUAUACAUGUAUUUAAUUGAAAAUGAUUAUUUAUAUUUCAAAGUUCACAAUGUGGAAAAUGAUUAUUUAAAUUUCAAAAAUAAAGUGUGAAGUGAAUUUUCGAAAUCUGAUUCAACUGAUGUUUAAGAAAUGACAGUAAAAACUUGUAACUGGUGUUAUUGUAGCAUUUUAUAGGUGCUUUGUGAUGUGUUAGUUGCAAAAUUUUAUGGAACAGUAUGUUUAAUAUGAAUUAUAUGAUUAUUUCAUUUUAUGAAAUUUUAGAUAAAUUUUAAAUGUUAGGAAGUUAUAUAUAGAUCUACAUGUACAAUUAAAUUAUUGUAUAACAUUAUAA